GGCCGGUAGAUAGAAGAGAAUCGAAUAAUCAAAGAGUGAUCGUGUUCAGUCGAGACGAGUCGGUUUUCUGUCUUGUUCAGGAGCAUUGCACUUCCGAGUUUCGUGCCAACUUCUAGCAGAGGAGGAAAACCGAAAAAAAAGAGGGGUUUUGCUGAGAAAACCCCGUGAAAAACGGUCGCCAUGAAAGUCAUCCUCCUGCUGACGGUGCUGGCGGUGUGUCUUCUCGCAGCAGAGGCCAAGAGAAAGAGGAAAUUUGACAGCGAUUUCGAAUUUGCAGAAGAGGAUGAAACUAAACCCACAAAAUCAAUGGAGAAGAAAAGAUGGAUACACGAUCCCUCCAGUGACCUAUGCCGACCGCUGAACUGCAAAAAAAAAGAAAUUUGUCUGUUGGAAGAUUCGUUCACGGCAGUCUGUGUAUCCAGAAAGGAACUCAAGAAGAAUGGCGAUAUUGUAGUCCCAAAAGCUACAACAAAAAAAGAAGACUCUAUGGACGAAGAUGAUGACGAUGAUGAUGAGGAUGAAGAUGACGUCUUCUAUGAUUCUGACAAUGAUUCAGAUUCUGCAGUUGAAAAUUUGAGCGAUACUGUGAUAUGCAAACCCUGUCCAGUUGUCAAACCCACCUUCCUGUGCGGUUCGGACAACAGAACAUACAGCUCCCUCUGCAGACUCGACUAUCACAACUGCAUCCAUCACACCAACAUAAAAUUGGAUUGUAAGGGAUUCUGUCCUUGUAAAGAAAAAUAUGCUCAUCUGAAGAAGAAGCAGAGGCAGUCAGAGCGUUUAAAUUCGUACAUGAGCAAAUACAAGGCCACCCUCGAUAAAAGUGGAACAGGCGGUGGAGCUCUGGGUGGAAAAAUAUCCUCUUCAAAGUCCGACGUGUACACGUUCACGCCACAGGAUUUCAAGUACGAGAACAAGCAUUACAAAUAUAUAAAAUACACCAAAUUCAACAAGGAGAGACACGACAUUCCAUUCACAGAGGACAAGGACAGAUUGAGAGGAUACAACGAGGUAUUGGACAACAAAAUACCCAAUAAGGACGUGGACGCAAUCAUGUCCAGCAAACAAUGUACGCCUGUUGCUCUUCAAACAAUGGGCAUCCGCAUGCUAGAUUGGUUUUCAGUGGUCAUGGCUGAUUCCACCAAGAGGAGAAGGUCCAAGAAUAAAUCAGAAGCCCGCUUCCCAGUUUACUGUAAAGACGAAGUACGAUGGAUGUUCCAGCAUCUGGACUCGAACGGGGACUCCAAGUUGUCGCUACAAGAACUGUACGAUCUAGAACACGAUCAGAGUGAGGUGUGUCUGAGACCUUUCCUGCUGAAGUGUGACUUGGACAAGGACGAAGUCCUCAGACCUAUGGAGUGGUGUAGGUGUUUCUACGACACCGAAAGAUCGUGUCUUGCUGUCAAACAUAAACUCACGCCCGACUUGAUAGACGUAUACGUCCCAGAGUGUGACAGUGAAGGUUUCUACAGACCAAUACAGUGCCAUAGCGCGAUAGGUAUGUGCUGGUGCGUCGAUAAACAUGGUGUAGAGUUCGCCAAUACUCGUACAGCAUCAAAACCUAAUUGUGAUAAACUAAACAACAAAUCCCCUCCUAACAUCUCGAAGCAAUUGAGCAGCAACUCCAUCGUCGGUUCUGAUGACGAAGACAGCGAGGACGACGUAGAUCAAGACAUAGAAGGAAGUGCUGAUCGCCCUCAGGACUAUUAAUAGUACUAAAAUCAACAACAACUAGAUGCUUUAAUCUCGCCAUCCUAUAUAUAUAUAUAUAUAAAUACAUAUACACACUCUUAUUGCCUGUUACCCUACUCGGAAGAUUUUUUAACGUACCAAAAGACUUUUCACACAAGACACCUCCCCAGUUUCCAUCUUUCAGAUCAAUGGAUCAAUGUAAUAUAAGGUUUGUAUUUCAUUUUUUCCGUUCCAGUAUAAAUUGCCUACCGUAGACAGGUAGGUCAGAUGUGUAGUAGGCAAUAUCGUGUUGUAGUAUAAAGCAGGUCCUCUAGUUAUUAAACCUUCGAAUGCGAUGGAUCAAGGGUUGAAAUUUUCGGGGUAAUUUCAUCCGUAACCUAAAUUUCUCCGUCCUAUCGAAUUAUAAGCAAAUAUUCGGACGGUUCGAGAAAUUAUAAGCAAUUGCUUCGCCUCUAAAAACGUUCAUUUAGGAGGAAAUGAUUUCGUUUUUUGAUAAUUUUCACUUCAACUUAGAGAGAUUGGGAUUUGUGUAAAAACGCUUCUAUUUGCUCAUAAUUUGAUUGAUUUGCUGAAGGCUUUGCUUCAGUUAGCCACGGUCGAAAGUUCCAAGGACUAGAAUGGACUUGCUCUAUAACAUGCUUCAUAAUAAUUUAAGUAUAAACUUACUAGCGAUUAUCUGAACAUUCUAUAAGACUAUUUUACUUAAUUUUAUAAUCGACAAAGUGUAGACUGUAAUUGAGUUGAUUUUGUGAAAGUUUAUUUUUGUAAAUAUAUUCCUUUAACUGUAAGAACUUCAUCUGGCAGUUUCUUCUCAUAGAUUUGUUGACUUUUGUGAUUUUUAUUAUUUAUUUUCUGAUUUUUCUGGGGACAUUCGAAGCAAAGCGGUGGACUAUUGUUUUUUUAUCAGCUCAGUUCGGUAAUAAUUUCGUUUUUCCAUGAAUGUCUCUGAUUUUUUUCAGCAGUAUUUAUCUCUUAGAAUACUCGGAAGCUUCAUGUUUGUAUCGUCUUCGAAAAGAUAUAAGUAUUUAUGUGUUAGGUAAAUAUAUUCGUUGUUACACUUAGAGAUUAUUUAUGUGAUUUUUGACGUGUCUAAUAAUUGUUUGAACAGAAUGAUAUGAAGAAAAACAUUAUUUUAUAACUAGUUGUAGAAUAUUUAUAUUGACAUGAAUAAUACUCCAUUGAAUAAUUAUUCGAUUAGUAAUAUGUCUGUACAUAAAAUGAAAUUCCUACUUUGAAUAAGAUACUGAUAGAAUUUCGUGCAUUUUAAUCGUGAAAACAUUUGGCAUUUUGAACGGAAAUGACGAUGAAUGUUCUGUUUCGUAUAAUCUGGAUGUUCCAUUCACUUUAACCAAUCAGCUACUUUGUUUAUGGUUUUCAACAUAUUCAGUAAAAUUCAAACUUGAAA
Coccinella septempunctata (seven-spotted ladybird) is the source of this 3097-nucleotide messenger RNA. Its product is annotated as proteoglycan Cow. Bases 181 to 1710 code for a protein of 509 amino acids. Gene Ontology annotation, molecular function: protein binding; calcium ion binding. Gene Ontology annotation, biological process: establishment of protein localization to extracellular region. The transcript has 10 exons. The record is from RefSeq and is a predicted model, not a curated record. Lineage: Eukaryota; Metazoa; Arthropoda; Insecta; Coleoptera; Coccinellidae.